AUGGAUCUCCACAUGAAACUUCUCCUGGCCUCCCUCAGCUGUGUUCUUCUGAUGCAAGCAGCAUCAUGUGAUGGUAGCACAGGCGAAACUGAAACGACAAACUGGACAUGUGUAUGCGCAGCUCAUCCGCUAGGUGGACCAAACUCUAACAGCAGCCUGUUGUCCAAUUGUUCUUCAUCCUGCCAUUGCCAACGAGAUGAAAAUGGCAGCACAGGGUCAUGGAACUGUACAUGUGCGUCUGAUAAGGACCUUCAGAAAGAAGAACAUGCUGUGCUACGUGCCAGGAGUUGCUUCACUUCCUGUAACUGCACAUCUGGAAGUUCAGAGGAGGGGAAAAGGCAUGUCUCCAGCAAAACAGUCAUGAUUACGCUCCUAGUUUGUGUGAUUCUCACCACUACUGCUUUCCUUGUCACCACUGUAUACUACUUCCGCCGCAAGGAUGCUCUCUCUCCACGAUCGCAGAUAUACUCCUUCGAUAAAUACACUAGCUGGAGCAGCAGAUCAAACCUCGUCAGCAAUCGAUCGUCUCCACUUCCCCAAAUGAAACCAAAACCGAGGCUUGGUGUUUUAAAAGAAUUUCUGUGUAGGUGCAAUCUCAUCUGUGGGGGCGAAAGCGGCACAUUCCCUGGUGUCAUCAUUCGGUUUUCAUACGCAGAGUUGGAGCAAGCAACCGGGAAAUUCUCAGACGAGCAUCUUAUUGGAGUUGGCGGAUCGAGCAAGGUGUACCGAGGCCAGCUUGGCGACGGCAAAGUUGUUGCCGUGAAGAAGCUUAGGCCCCUAGGAGGUGCAGACGAAGACUUUGAGUUUCUGUCAGAGAUCGAGCUGCUGUCGAGGCUGAACCACUGCCACGUGGUGCCAUUGCUGGGGUACUGCUCGGAGAGCCAGGGCCGGCAGCUGGAGCGGCUGCUGGUGUUCGAGUGCAUGUCCAACGGCAACCUGAGGGACUGCCUGGACCUGAAGCAAGGGAGGAAGCCCAUGGACUGGCAGACCCGGGUGAGCAUCGCGCUCGGCGCCGCAAGAGGGCUGGAGUACCUGCACGAGGCGGCUGCGCCGCGUAUCCUCCACCGCGACAUCAAGUCCACCAACAUCCUCCUGGAUGACAAGUUCAGAGCCAAGAUCACUGACCUUGGCAUGGCCAAGUGCCUGAUGAACGACGGCGUGACGAGCUGCAGCAGCUCCCCGGCACGGAUGCUGGGCACGUUCGGGUACUUCGCGCCGGAGUACGCCAUCGUGGGCAAGGCGUCUCUCAAGUCGGACGUGUUCAGCUUCGGCGUCGUCGUGCUGGAGCUCAUCACCGGCCGGCAGCCCAUCCACAAGUCGUCAUCGACGAGGGCCGACGAGAGCCUCGUCAUCUGGGCGACGUCGCGGCUGCGGGACAGCAGGCUGGUGGUGACGGAGCUGCCGGACCCGACGCUGCAGGGCAAGUUCCCGGCGGAGGAGAUGCAGAUCAUGGCGCACCUGGCGCGGGAGUGCCUGCAGUGGGACCCCGAGGCCAGGCCCACCAUGACGGAGGUCGUCCACAUCCUCGCCACCAUCGCGCCACUCCAGCAGGGCGCCAAGCGCCGGAACCUCCCCAUCGCCGCCGCCUUCAACCUCACGCCGUCGCCGCACGUCGGGAGGUGUGACCCGGAGCCUAAGGACGACGAUGACAUCGAGAGGCAGCUGCAGCAGCAGGAGUGCUCGCCGACGACGACCGUCCAGUGGCAACAGCAAACGCGCCGCGCGCCGACGUCGUCACCGGGCCGCGCGUCGUGGCCCGGCGACAGGGUGAACGUUGUGGGCAGAGGCGCGGUGGUGUCGGGCGAGCUGGUGAACGGGACGCUGCUUAUGAGCCCCCACGGGAGGGGCAGCUGGCGGCCACCGUCACCGCCGCCGCCGCCUGGCGACGAGGAGGCGGUGGACGUGGACCUGACGGAGCCCCGGAUGGAGGCGUUCAUGCAGCCGGCGGCGUUCAGAUGA
This is a messenger RNA of Miscanthus lutarioriparius, 1959 nucleotides long. NCBI's taxonomy places the organism in Eukaryota, Viridiplantae, Streptophyta, Magnoliopsida, Poales, Poaceae. The record is from the annotation of a GenBank genome assembly.